UAUAGAUGCUGAUGAGUGUUCUACAUGGGGUAACCAGUGCCCUCAGAUGUGCCACAAUGUUAAAGGCUCCUAUAAGUGUAUGUGUUACGAUGGAUUCUCCGAUGUCAAAGGCAAGGGAACAAAGUGUAAAGCAGAAGGAAUGACUGCGGUCUUCUUCACCACUGGACAUGAGAUUCGUCAGAUAAUUCUGGAUCGUAAGGACUACUCAGGAACUGUAAACAGUGGACAGUAUCUGGGGGGAAUCGAUGUUGACAUGGGUCGUAAACUGAUUUACUGGACGGACACGUCAAUGAAGAAGAUCCGCCGGGCAGGGAUCCCACAAAACAUGAAGGUGGAUACAGAGGCUCUACCACAGGACCUAAACAUCGCAACUUAUCAGCCGGAGGAUGUCGCCAUAGACUGGGUAGCCAGGAACAUAUAUUGGACGGAUUCUGCACAUAAUACAAUAUCUGUGGCCAAAAGUGAUGGAAGAUAUGCCAAGGUUUUAAUCAGGGAAGACCUUGGAGUUUCCAUUGGCUAUUGCUUCGAUGAGAAUGCUGAUGGAUCGGACAGAGUCACAGUGAUAGGCAGAGGUAUAAUAAAUCCCAUCAGUUUGGAUGUGUUUGAGAGUACCCUGUACUGGGCCUCUCAACAGACGGGAAAGCUGAUGACCAUGGACAAGUUUGGACGAGGUGUCAAUGUCACAUUACAGGCCGGACUUCUACUACCAUCUUCCCUCAAAAUCUUCCACCCAAGAAGACACAAUAUGACAGUGAAGAAUCGUUGCCUGUCGUCCACUGAGAGAUGCAGUCACCUGUGUCUGCUGACCCCUGAUGGCUUCAGGUGUGCCUGUCCAGAGAGAGCACAGUUCAGGGAUCCAUUCACCUGUGAUGCAGCCUGGGAAGAAGAAAUCCCAGACCCAGAACUUUGUAUAUGUUACAAUGGAGGAACUUGUUUAAUGAUCAAUGGCUCCAAGUCAUGCCAAUGUCUAACUGGUUACAGUGGGGAGGAGUGCCUUGUAAAACUUCCAGAAAAAUUAAUUGAUGAAGAAUCUGCCACAGAUGUGGUUGGGAUUAUAGUUCCUGUCAUCGUAGUCACCAUAGUGACAGUAGCCUUCAUUUUGUUCUUGUUCAUCUUGAAGAAAAAGGGGAAACUGUUACUUAAGGCUCGUGACCUGAAGGUGGGAUCCAGCAGUGUCUCCUACAGGGAUGGGGGAAAUGUACAGAUCGCUCCACCAUUCAAUUUCGAGGAACCAAAUCCAAAUUUAUGUGGCAGUGAAAUAGAUUCCACAAACUUUAGUAACCCUAUGUUUUUCAAAGAGGAGGGUUUAGAUACGACGUUACGUAGUGCACCAGAUAUAGCAGCCCCAGCGGACUCUAUAACAUUGUCACAAAGUGGUGUCUCACAGACAAACGGACAUGUGGACUCCACCAUAUAACACACCAUAGGGAUCUCAUACAUUACCGAAUCCUCAUUCUACAAACUGUGUGAAAAUUAUAAAUGUGACUGCAAGAGGAUGGAUGGAUGCUAAACAUGUUUUUUUAUGAAGUUUGUAAGUUUCUGAAAGCUGUUUUAAUGUGGCAGAGAAGAAAUAUCAUAUCAAACUUUUCUUUUCUUUGCACAUGUACAUGUUUAUAUGUAAAUAUAUUGUUUUUCAUUGCUUUUUUGCAAAUAUAGACACAAAUGCUAUUAAAAGUAUUAAACUGA
Molecule: messenger RNA, 1686 nt
Organism: Saccostrea cuccullata (small rock oyster)
Lineage: Eukaryota; Metazoa; Mollusca; Bivalvia; Ostreida; Ostreidae
Product: low-density lipoprotein receptor-related protein 2-like
Exons: 11
Coding region: 47-1417 (456 amino acids)
Biological process (GO): receptor-mediated endocytosis
Cellular component (GO): signaling receptor complex; plasma membrane; apical plasma membrane
Molecular function (GO): hormone binding
Source: RefSeq, a predicted model, not a curated record